AUAUGUAAAGUAAAAUCUUAUUCGAAGAACGAAAUAUAUUUGUCAAAAAAGUUCGUGUCCGCGAGAGGUCAGAGUUUGUGUCCGGUAAUCCGAUUCGUCGGCACCAAAACCCUUCGAGAAGAGUUUCUAGUGGGAAGGUAUCUCUGUCUACGCAAUGUCCGGCGAGGAAGAUGCCACCGUGAGGGAGCCACUAGAUCUGAUUCGGUUGAGUCUUGACGAGAGAAUCUAUGUCAAGCUCCGGUCAGACCGCGAACUUCGCGGCAAGCUCCACCAGGCGUUUGAUCAGCAUUUGAAUAUGAUUCUGGGUGAUGUUGAAGAAACUAUCACAACAGUUGAAAUCGAUGACGAAACAUACGAAGAGAUUGUCCGGACAACAAAGCGGACGAUUGAUUAUCUGUUUGUGAGAGGAGAUGGAGUAAUAUUGGUGGCUCCACCACUGAGGACAGCCUUAGGUUAAGAAAAAAAAAACAUAUCUUUUUGUGCCUUCUUCUCUAUGGAGGUCCUUUGUGACUAUUGGUGUGUUUGGUCACUUCUUGUCUUAAAACUCAAAAAGCUUGAAGAAGCUAAGUUGCUUAAUUUUCAUUGCUAUUCGGUUAUGUCUCUU
This is a messenger RNA of Camelina sativa (false flax), 604 nucleotides long. The record is from RefSeq and is a predicted model, not a curated record. Lineage: Eukaryota; Viridiplantae; Streptophyta; Magnoliopsida; Brassicales; Brassicaceae.